Lontra canadensis (Northern American river otter) is the source of this 887-nucleotide messenger RNA. Its product is annotated as centromere protein V-like protein 3. Lineage: Eukaryota; Metazoa; Chordata; Mammalia; Carnivora; Mustelidae. The transcript has a single exon. The record is from RefSeq and is a predicted model, not a curated record. Gene Ontology annotation, molecular function: carbon-sulfur lyase activity. Bases 29 to 814 code for a protein of 261 amino acids.
GGCGCGCGCUUGGAAGGCUGCAGGCGCCAUGGGCAGAGUGAGGAACGGCGCCAGCACCCAGCCGCGGGGGCGAAAGCGCCCCGGGGAUCCCGCCACCGCCUGUGCAGCCAUCGCGGUCAUGGGAGCCCGGCGCCCCCCUUUCCAAGUCCGCGUGGGGAGCCACGCGGCGGGAAGGAAGUCAGCGGCGGCCAGGCGGGAUCCCGCAAGGUUGCGGCGGAAGCGCUGGUGGCGGCGGGCCCGGGAGGCAGGCUCCAAGGGCCCGCUGCGAUCCCCGAAGCCGCGGGCGCCCGCCGUGUCCGCCGGCGAGAUGGACCUGGGCGCGCAGCGGGAGCGCUGGGAGACGUUCAGGAAGCGGCGGGGCCUCAGCUGCGAGGGCGCCGCCAAGUUCCUGCUGGACACCUUCGAGUACCCAGGCCUGGUGUAUCACACCGGAGGCUGCCACUGCGGCGCGGUCCGCUUCGCCGUCUGGGCCCCCGCAGACCUGCGCGUGGUGGAUUGCAGCUGCAGGCUGUGCAGGAAGAAGCAGCACCGACACUUCCUCGUCCCGGCCUCGCGCUUCACUCUCCUGCUGGGCGCCGAGAGCAUCGUCACCUAUCGAUCCCACGCGCACCCGGCGCUGCACAGCUUCUGCGGCAGGUGCGGGGUGCAGAGUUUCCACGCCUCUGUCUCUGACCCCGGCGUGUAUGGCGUCGCCCCGCACUGCCUGGACGCCGGCACCGUGCGCAGUGUGGUCAUCGAGGAGGUCGACGGUGGCGACUGGGGGGAGGAGGCCGUGAAGGAGCCCAAGGCCAUCCAGAGCGCGUCCCCCGAGUGAGCUCCUGCCUCUCCUCCCGAAGAGGAGCAGUGACUGGGGCCGCAACACGCCUGAAACAUGCCCGCCCCCCCCC